CAUACAAAAAUCUUUCGAUAAAUCACAGAAAGAAGGAGUAUAUGAAGGUUAUUUAUCUCCAUUUAUUUCCACAGCAAAAGCAGCAGCAGCAGCAGCUAUCCAUCAAUGGCGCCUUACUGUUCAAUUUCAAUCUAUCUCCUACUCCUUCUCACAACCUCCACUGCCUCCCCUCUCUCCUUCAACCUCUCCACCAUCACGCCUGAUCAUGCCAACCUCCAGAUCAAGAUCAAAGGCGACGCCUAUAUAUCCCCAGAAGGCCUCCAGGUCACCACCAACGACAGGAGCCGCCUCAGCGAACUCGGCACCGGCCGCGCCACCUACGCCGAACCCCUGCACCUCUGGGACAAGGCCACCAACAACUUGACCGACUUCGACACCCACUUCUCCUUCGUCAUCCAGGCCACCGGAUGCGCCGCCGACGGGCUCGCGUUUUUCCUGGCUCCGGUCAAUUCCACCAUCCCGCCGAACUCCUCCGGCGCCGGCCUCGGCCUCGCCUCCAAGGACGCCCCCGGGAACGCGUCCGAAGUCCCAUUCGUGGCGGUUGAAUUCGACACAUACUUUAGUUCUGAGUUCGACGACACGCAAGGCCAGCACGUGGGGAUCGACGUGAGGUCUCUGAACUCCACCGUGUAUGCGCCGUGGAGAAACAAUCUGACGGAGGGGGAUGUAACUGAUGCUUGGAUUAGUUAUAAUUCUUCAAACAUGAUAUUUCGAGUCACUUUUAAUGAGUUUAAUGUACAGCCGCCUCAGUUAUCGCGUAUUGAAUACACUGUAGAUCUCCGGACUAUUCUACCGGAGUUUGUGGACGUCGGCUUCUCUGCAGCAACAGGAGACUGCUUCCAGAAAAACAAUGUCAAAUCAUGGAGUUUCAGUUCCACUCUGGAUCUGAAAACCGAAGAUAAUGUCACCGGCCCUGACCCCGGGGAUACGCGUCCACCACCUAAUGAAACCGGCCCUGCCCCCAAACGGGUCGGGUUAUUUGCGGGUUUAUCUACUGCGGCAGCGGUUGGGCUGGUUUUGGUGGGAUACUGCCUUUGGAGAUGGAAAAGAGGAGGGAGAAAUGGCGACGAGGAGGACGAGGAUGUUUCGGCUAUGGAGAUGGAUUUUGAGAAGGGGAGUGGGCCUAGAAGAUUCUCCUACAGAGAGCUUGCGGCCGCCACGGGUAAUUUUGUGGAGGAAAGCAAGCUGGGUGAGGGUGGAUUUGGCGGAGUCUUCCGAGGCUUCUUGAAGAAUCUGGACUCGCAUGUGGCGGUGAAGCGGGUUUCCAAGAACUCGAAGCAAGGAGCAAAGGAGUACGUGUCGGAAGUGAAGAUCAUCAGCCGACUACGCCACAGGAACCUCGUACAACUCAUAGGCUGGUGCCACGAGAAGCGUGAGCUCCUUCUGGUGUAUGAACUCCAACCAAACGGCAGCUUAGACUCUCACCUCUUCAACAAAAAAAAUCCCCCUUUGAACUGGGAGACGCGGUUCAAGAUCACGCGGGGGCUAGCGGCGGCGCUACUGUACCUGCACGAGGAGUGGGAGCAGUGCGUGGUCCACCGAGACAUCAAGUCGAGCAACGUCAUGCUCGACUCGGCCUUUAAUGCUAAGCUAGGCGACUUCGGGCUGGCCAGGCUCAUUGACCACGACAAGGGGUUGGAGACGACGAUGCUAGCCGGCACGAUGGGCUACAUGGCGCCCGAGUGCUUCAUGACGGGAAGGGCGAGCAAGGAGUCGGAUGUGUACAGUUUUGGGAUAGUGGCCCUGGAGAUUUCGACAGGGAGGCGACCCAUAUCGGGGCAGGUGAGGACGGUGGAGUGGGUGUGGGAGUUGUAUGGGACGGGGCGGCUGUUGGAGGCGGCGGAUGUAAGUUUGGAGGGGUGUGGAGGUUAUGAUGAGAGGGAGAUGGAGAGGUUGAUGGUGGUGGGGUUGUGGUGCGCGCAUCCGGAUGACGGGCUCCGACCGUCAAUGAAGGAGGUGGUGCGGGUUCUAGGGUUCGAAGGGGAGUCGCCACCUCAAUUGCCGCCC
Molecule: messenger RNA, 2007 nt
Organism: Salvia hispanica
Lineage: Eukaryota; Viridiplantae; Streptophyta; Magnoliopsida; Lamiales; Lamiaceae
Product: L-type lectin-domain containing receptor kinase IX.1-like
Biological process (GO): protein phosphorylation
Molecular function (GO): carbohydrate binding; protein kinase activity; ATP binding
Source: RefSeq, a predicted model, not a curated record